This is a messenger RNA of Colletotrichum gloeosporioides, 1566 nucleotides long. RefSeq lists its product as uncharacterized. NCBI's taxonomy places the organism in Eukaryota, Fungi, Ascomycota, Sordariomycetes, Glomerellales, Glomerellaceae. Bases 1 to 1566 code for a protein of 521 amino acids. Gene Ontology annotation, biological process: transmembrane transport. Gene Ontology annotation, cellular component: membrane. The transcript is spliced from 3 exons. The record is from RefSeq and is a predicted model, not a curated record. Gene Ontology annotation, molecular function: transmembrane transporter activity.
AUGUCGACCGUGACAACCACCCAACUCAGCCAUGAGUCGGUUGACUUGCGAGAUGUUACCAAUGUUAUUCCUCUCGAGACUGAGAGACAGAAUCCGAGUGAUGGCACCACAAUCUCCAAAGCUCGCCAAGCAGCGACAACCUUCCAACUGUCAGGCCUCAACUUCUUGUCCUCGGCUGUCAACGGAAUUAUCCUAGUCAGUUUGCCCACGCUUGUCGCCGAGCUCAAUUUGCCGGAGCAGCUGCACGUCUGGCCCAUAUCGGUCUACGGUCUUGCCGUGGGAUCGACAAUCCUCCCUGUCGGCUCGCUCGCCGACGCGGCUGGGAGUCACCUCGUGGACCUCGUCGGCUGUUUCUCCAUGGCCCUUCUAUUGCUGGCCAGCGGCUUCGUCAAGUCAGGCGAGCAGCUCGUGGCGUAUCGUGCACUCCAAGGCGUCGCCAUGUCCAUGCACCUGGCAUCAUCCGUGAGCCUCGUGACGCAGUCCAUCCCGAGCGGCAGAGCCAGAAACGUGGCGUUUUCAUGUCUUGGACUGAGCCAGCCUUUGGGAUUCUCGGUUGGUUUGGUGCUCGGCGGGGUGCUGGUAGAUACAGUGGGUUGGCGCGUGGGCUUCUACCUGACCGGGGGGCUGUCUUUGCUGCUGUCCUUCGUCGGACUGUGGGCGCUGCCAAAGUCAGGGGACAGGCGGACGGCAUCUGAAGUUGUCCACGAAUUGAAGGGAAAAAUGGACUGGGUUGGCUCGCUUCUGGCAUCCGGGUUCAUGGUCUGUUUGUCGUACUUCUUCGCCGUCGUAAGUUCCGAUAUUGGCAGUGUAAGCCAUCGAGACAGCAUUGCAACGCUGUGUGCGGCUGGCUUCGCCUUGCCUGCCUUUGUCGCUUGGGUUCACCGUGAGACGCGCCUCGGUAAACCGGCCUUGAUACCAAACAGCUUAUGGCGCAAUACAGCCUUCUCGAGUGUCUGCGCUACCAUGCUGUUGUCUUUCGCGGUACUCAAGUCCAUGGAGCAAUACUGCAGUUUGUUCUUUCAAGAGGUACAAGGGUUGUCCGCAACGGAGACGUCCACCCGACUUCUCCCCAGCCUUGUCGUCGGCAUAAUCCUCAACUUCACCACUGGCUUGUUUGUCCACAAGGUCUCUGCCCGAUGGUUGGUGGCCGGCUCGUCGAUAGUCUGCGCCGGCGGCCCGGUUCUGAUGGCGCUCGCCAAGCCGGAGUGGCCAUAUUGGUACAACGCCUUCUUCGCCCAGCUCCUGCAGCCGAUCAGCGGCGACAUUCUCUUCACCGUCGGCCUCAUUAUUGUGUCCGAGGCGUUCCCGGAAGAUACGCAGGCACUGGCAGGAGCGGUAUUCAAUGCGGCAUCCCAGUUCGGGACCUCCCUCGGCCUUGCCUUCAUGCAGGUCGUGGCGGGCGUGGUGACCAAGAAGGCGGCAGCGCGGGAGGCGCCAAUCGACGCUCUCCUCCUCGGCUACCGAGCCAGCUUCUGGGCAAUGACUGGUUUCAUGGUGCUCUGCUUUGCCCUUGGCCUGGUCGGGCUGCACAAGACAGGGAAGGUGGGCAAUAAGAAGGAUGAUUAG